Messenger RNA from Erythranthe guttata (spotted monkey flower), 966 nucleotides. Lineage: Eukaryota; Viridiplantae; Streptophyta; Magnoliopsida; Lamiales; Phrymaceae. The record is from RefSeq and is a predicted model, not a curated record.
AUGGCAUCUGAACAGAAUCAAGAAAAAUUUAGAGGGUUGAAAAGUGCGUGGAGUUUUUUAAAAGGGUUCCCCGGCGGGAUUGUGAAUGCCGUAGUUUCCGUCGCCCGAGAAGCCAAGAAACUCGGGAAAGAUGAUUCUAGAAGAAUCGUACACUCGUUUAAAGUGGGAUUAGCAAUCACCAUAGUCUCGUUAUUCUACUACUUUGAUUUCUUGUACGAUGGUUUCGGCGUUUCCGCUAUGUGGGCCGUCAUUACUGUCGUUGUCGUUUUCGAAUUUUCCGUCGGAGCAACAAUUGGAAAGGGAGUAAACAGAGGGAUUGCAACGUUGGUAGGAGGUGUAUUAGGAGUUGCAGUGCAUUGCUUAGCAAGUGUUACGGGAAAACACGCGGAAUCAAUUGUACUCGGACUAUCCGUUUUCUUGAUAUCUACUGCAGCGACGUUUAUUCGAUUUUUUCCUCAGCUGAAAGCGAGAUACGAUUACGGGCUUCUAAUAUUUAUACUUACGUUUUGUCUGAUAUCGGUAUCUGGAUAUAGAGACGACGAGGUUAUAGAAAUGGCGCACACUAGACUUUCGACGGUCGCGAUUGGUUCUUGUGCUACUGUGCUGAUUUGCAUAUUCAUAUGCCCUGUUUGGGCUGGUGAAGAUCUUCACAAUUUCACUGCUGAUAACAUUGAAACUCUCGGGAUUUUCUUGGAAGAUUUUCAGGGAAAAUACUUUGAGACGACAAACGAUAAAAGCGAAGAAAACGAAGAAAACCAAGAUUCGCUGGAUGGAUAUAAAGUGGUUCUUAAUUCCAAAGGCACCGAAGAUUCAUUGAUAAAUUUUGCGAAAUGGGAGCCUAGGCACGGUAAGUUUAAAUACCGACACCCGUGGGACCAAUACGUCAAAAUCGGAAAGAGUACAAGAGAAUGUGCAUACAAAAUCGAUGCUUUGAAUUGCUACGUUAUCUCAGAGAUGCACCGGUAG